Messenger RNA from Diaporthe citri, 1539 nucleotides. RefSeq lists its product as uncharacterized. The coding region runs from base 1 to 1539 and encodes 512 amino acids. The transcript has 4 exons. Gene Ontology annotation, molecular function: heme binding; monooxygenase activity; oxidoreductase activity, acting on paired donors, with incorporation or reduction of molecular oxygen. Lineage: Eukaryota; Fungi; Ascomycota; Sordariomycetes; Diaporthales; Diaporthaceae. The record is from RefSeq and is a predicted model, not a curated record.
AUGGACUCUUCUCUCAGCUACCUCCUCGGAGGGCUGAAACUACUUCCUUCGUUCGCCCUCGGCAUCUUGGCAUUGCUGAUAGGAUAUGUCGCGUUGAAUGAGUACCUGCGCCGAAAAAGCAUGAUAUCGGGCCUCGCGAGUCCACCGCAAAAUAUCGUUUUCGGGCAUCUACCGUAUUUUGCGCACAAGGGCGUAGCAGAGCCUUGUCGCGAGUGGUCGGAGAAGUACGGACCAGUCUACCAGAUCAAGCUAGGAAACAUCACCGCGGUCACGGUGAAUACCGCAGCGGCAGCCAAGCAUAUUUUCAGUCACCAAAGCCAUGCUACGAGCUCUAGGCCUGAGUUAUAUACCCUACACAAACUCGUCAACAAUGCCUCAGGGACGCCGAUCGGGCAGACUCCUUAUAAUGACUCGUUGAAGAGACGUCGCCGAGCUGCCGCAGCGGCUUUGAACAGGCCGAUGGUACAGACAUAUACGACGCAUCUUGAUCUAGAGACUCGGCAUUUCAUCAAGGAUCUAUUGCAAUACGGGAGGGAUGGCGCGGUUCCCAUAAACCCAAUACACGCUAUACAACGCAUGUCGCUCUCCCUUGUUCUGACACUGAACUGGGGUGUGCGAAUGCGCUCGCAAGACGACGCCCUCUUCUCGGAGAUCGUGCACGUCGAGGAGGAGCUGAACUACUUCCGCGGCUCCAGCGCCUCUCUGCAGGACUACGUACCGCUCUGGCGGCUCUUCCCUUCCAAGUCGGCCCAGGCCAUCGCCCUGCGGAACCGCCGGGACGCCUACAUCCUAAAGUUCGACCAGGAGCUGCGGGGGCGCGUGAAGCUGGGCACGCACGCCUCCUGCAUCCAGGCCAACGUCAUGGUCGACCCGGAGGCCAAGGUCAGCGAGGAGGAGGUUAGGUCCAUCAGCCUUUCAAUGCUGUCGGCCGGCUUCGAGACGGUGGGCGCGACGGUCGCGUGGAGCCUGGGCUUCUUCUCUGCGCACCCUGAGAUCCAGGAUAAGGCGUACCGCGAGAUCAGCAAGAUGUACGGCGAGGAACAGCCGCUUUGUGAUGCUCAGGAGGAUACAAAGUGUGAGUAUGUGGCGGCGUUGGUCAAGGAGUGCUUGCGGUAUUUCUGCGUGGUAAGGAUGAACCUCCCCCGGUCGACCAUCAAGGAGGUAGGGUACGGCGGGAAGAUCAUCCCGGCUGGGACGCUUAUGCUUUGCAACAACAUGGCUUGCAACUUUGACCCUGAACUGUGGCCUGAUGCCGAGGUCUUCCGGCCGGAGAGAUGGAUCGAGCACCCUGAUGCGCCACUUUUCACGUACGGCCUCGGGUAUCGGAUGUGCGUGGGUGCGACCCUGGCGAACCGGGAGCUGUAUUUGAUCUUCAUGAGGAUACUUCACAGCUUCAGGAUCGAGCAGUACGCCGACUUCGACGACAGCCCCGUCACUGGCAUCCGAGAUGCGCGGGAGCUAGUGGCCAUGCCCAAGCCGUACAAGGCAUAUUUCAUUCCCAGGCACCAGGACUUUUUAGAGUCCUCCCUGGCUGAGUAA